Molecule: messenger RNA, 2862 nt
Organism: Anopheles stephensi (Asian malaria mosquito)
Lineage: Eukaryota; Metazoa; Arthropoda; Insecta; Diptera; Culicidae
Product: GTP-binding protein Di-Ras2-like
Exons: 5
Coding region: 1037-1885 (282 amino acids)
Molecular function (GO): GTP binding; GTPase activity
Source: RefSeq, a predicted model, not a curated record
AGCAUCGAUUGUUUCUGGUGGGGCAGAAUUGUCAAAGUAGAGUAUUUGUGUUUUGGGUUUGUCGGGGGAGCGGGACCGAGAAGGCGCGACGCAGAACAUUCAACGCAGCGUUCACAGGGUGGCAAACUGUAAAUAGAGCGAGCGAAGGAGUUCCAGCGUUCUAUGCUGCUUUUCGACCGUGCUGGAAAAAUCCUCACAAGUUUGUUGUUGCGUCUUGUGCGUUGUACCUGUCCCGUGCACUGGGCCGUGUGGUUUCGUUCGUGUUUUGCGCGGCUUCAUCCGAACAAAACGAAGGAAAAGUGCGUUUUCGGCCCCAGCCUACACACGCACGAAUUUUCGGACACUCGGCCAUCCCCACACCCAUAUGCGCGUACACACACACACAUGCAGUAGAUAUCAAACGCCAGAAUGGUGGUAAUGUAAAACGGCCAGCAGCAGCAUAGGCAGCCCACGGUUGUGUCGCGCGCUGAGUGAUAGCGAGGGAAAAGUUAAGCUUAGCAGUUCUCGGUUCGCCAAUGUAACGCAAAAACCCACUCGAAAACGCAGUUCGUCCGCAAACUAAACAUCGAAUUUUUUGCUAAUUUAUCCAUCGGAUCCGCCGCCGCUAGAGAAAGAGAGAGAGAGCAGCAGAAAAAUACAGCAUUGUGAUGGUGUUGUCGUCGUUGUACAAAUGUUGUUGAUAGUGCGAGAGUACAGUAAAACGCGGCCAGAUUCGCGAUUGUUGCCAGUUUGAAGCGAUAGCAAAGUUCUUGUUAGAGUUAUUAUACAUAUUAUAUACACACACCAUAUAUACAUAUAUCUGCAUAUAUAUAUACACACACACACACGAACACACAAAACACGCACCGUACGGCCCCCGCUAGUUUGUGCCCCACACACUGUGUUGUGCAUCGGUUGUCUUGCAUUGAGAGUGGUUUUUUUGUUAGUGGUGUUUGGUGUUUGGUCUGGUGGGGCGAAACAAGCAACAGCAACCUCCUCUUAGUAGUAAUAUCCAACGAACGAACGAACGAACGAACCAAGCAACAAAUCCACCAAGAUGGGCGAAAUGGAUAGGAAUAACAAGAAAAUUUUACAAAACAUCAAAAUGCCCGAGCAAAGCAAUGAUUACCGAGUGGUGGUGUUCGGGGCCGGAGGUGUUGGUAAAAGCUCGCUGGUGCUGCGAUUUAUCAAGGGAACAUUCCGCGAAAGCUACAUUCCCACCAUCGAGGACACGUAUCGGCAGGUGAUAAGCUGCAAUAAAAACAUAUGCACACUGCAAAUCACCGACACGACGGGUUCGCAUCAGUUCCCGGCAAUGCAGCGGCUGUCCAUCACCAAGGGUCACGCAUUCAUACUGGUGUACUCGGUCUGCUCCAAACAGAGUCUCGAGGAGCUCCGGCCAAUUUGGAGUUUAAUUCGAGAGCUGAAGGGUGAAGAAAUAUCCCAGAUACCUGUUAUGUUGGUCGGCAACAAAUGUGAUGAAAGUGAAGACUUACGCGAGGUGACCAACAUCGAGGGUCAGACGGAAGCCGCAACCUGGGGAGUAUCGUUCAUGGAAACGUCUGCCAAAGAAAACCACAAUGUUACCGAACUGUUUCAGGAACUACUCAACAUGGAAAAGAAUCGCAACGUAUCACUGCAGCUGGACGGGAAGAACAAGAAGAAAAACAAGAAGAAAAUGAUGAAAGAGCAGGCGAAGGAGGAAAAGCUGCUGAAGGAAAAGAAGGAAAAGCAGCUGCAGCGCGAGAAGGAAAAGGGGAAGGAAAAGGACAAAGACAAAGAGAAGCAGUCGAAGGAGAAAGAGAAGGGCAAGGAGGGAAAGGAGAAGGCCGCUGCCGGAAAUGGUCAGCCAGCGCCGGCGGGCGAAGGAAGCGGCACGCUGAAGGAGAAGUGCAAGGUGAUGUGAAAACCUGGCAUCGAACCACCAAACCUGACCGAUCGCGCUCGGAUCGACGACCAUUACGAUGAUGACACACGCACGCUUACUCAACGCAUGAUCAAGGGCGGACGAAUCCGCCGACUCGAAAUUCGUUACAUUAUUGAUAUUAUAUGAGGAACCUGGCUGCAGCAAAUGGCGCCGGACAUCCAUCGAACUACAUACACAGCAACACACUCGCGCACAUAUGCAAACGCACACACACAAACACAUACACACAAUCAACACAGGACUCAGAUAGAAAGGCCGGGAGGAUAAUAAUAUACUGUUCUGUCCCGUCCGAGGCAGGGACAGAAGGAUCUGUACAUAUGCUGCAGUGGAGCCGGAUCGAGGACCGAUCUGCAAGGGCGCGUUCCGGCACCAUAUGGCCAACAGGACGAAGGACGAAGGCAGCAGAAUAGCAAUCGAGUUCGUGUCCGUUUUUUGCGCGAACCAAUCGCCCGUAUUUAAGCUUCUGCGGUGCGGAAGCGCUUACAUUCCCCACUAACACACUUAUUUGAAAAUUUAAAACGUAUCGCGCGUAUCGCAACAAGCAAUCGACAUGAUAGGGUGGUGAGGAAGGGGGGGAUGGGAAAAGAGGGCUGAUGGGGGUGGAAAGAUGGACAAACGAAGAAAGAAAAGCCUGGCAUGAUAAGCAUGGUUCGGGAAUAGAAAUUCCUUACGACAGCAUUCAUAUAUACAAGAACAAAAUACCAAUUCUCUUAGCUAUAUCUCUUAGCUUACCAAAUAAUAGACACAAACACUUACACACACACAAACACACACUCAGUAACACACACACACUCACACGAAUCGAAUAGACGCUUAACUGAAGUGCACUAGAUAUAAAAAAGGAAAAACAAAGCAACCGUAGGAAAAUUAACAAUAACAAUGAUUAUAUUUUGCUUCAAAUAUAACAAAUAAUAAAUCGUUGAGAUAAUCACUAGUGUGUGAGACCGUUACUAAGA